Molecule: messenger RNA, 2472 nt
Organism: Cyprinodon variegatus (sheepshead minnow)
Lineage: Eukaryota; Metazoa; Chordata; Actinopteri; Cyprinodontiformes; Cyprinodontidae
Gene: klhl27
Product: intracisternal A particle-promoted polypeptide
Exons: 10
Coding region: 125-1900 (591 amino acids)
Molecular function (GO): actin binding
Source: RefSeq, a predicted model, not a curated record
CGAUCCGGAGGGCUGACAGUCUGCAGGGCGGCGGAAGUUCUCCGCAUCCUCAGCUCUGAAAGCACCGAGACUCCUUGCGUAGGAGGGUACCUGGCUCCAUGGUAACAAGGAAACCCCAGCUGUCAUGUCCUCCAUUUCAACGUCUGCUGCUUGUAGUGGCGGUGAGGCUGCAGCCAGGAGCUUUGAGCAGGCCCUGCUGGCUUCAGAGCGCUACGCCAGCCUCAUCCUGGCUCAGAUGAACAAGAUGCGUCUUCGUUCCGACUUCUGCGACGUCGGGCUCAAAGUCGGCGGGCAGGUCUUCAAGGUCCACCGCCUGGUUCUCGCCGCCAGCAGCCCCUACUUCUCUGCCUUAUUCUCAGGUGGGAUGAGGGAGGCGGAUAAAGACGAGGUGCAGAUCAUCGGAGUGGAAACGGAUAUCUUUGAAAUUCUGCUGGACUUUAUAUACACAGGAGCAAUCAGCGUUAACGUUGAGAACGUUCAGGAGCUGAUGGUGGCAGCGGACAUGCUGCAGCUGACCGAGGUGGUGUCAAUAUGCGGGGAGUUUCUCAAGAGCCACAUGGAUCCUUUUAACUGCGUGGGGAUCUUUCAGUUUUUGGAGCAGAUCGUCUGCGUGGAAAUGUUGGAAUUCACUGAGAAUUACAUCCACGUUCAUUUCCUGGAGGUGUGUGUCACAGAUGAGUUCAGAGGCCUGUCUAAGGAUCAGUUAGUGAGGCUUCUGAGGAGUGAAGAGCUCAGGAUUGAGGAUGAGUACCAAGUCUUCACAGCAGCCAUGGACUGGGUUGUCCACGAUGUGGCAAAGAGGAAAAAACACGUUGUGGAAGUGUUGGAGGCCGUCCGCUUCCCUCUGCUCUCCCCUCAGCGGCUCUUCAAGUACAUAGAAGGUAUUACCGACUUCAGCCUGCGGGUGGCACUGCAGACCCUGCUGAAGGAAUACACUGAGGUCCCCAAGUCUCCCAAAGAAAACAAACUCCAACCAGCAAAGAUGAGACCUAGAAGAAAAGCCAGGAAGUACCUCUACGCUAUAGGAGGCUACACUCGGCUGCAGGGCGGCCGCUGGAGCGACAGCCGGGCGCUAAGCUGCGUGGAGCGCUUUGACACAUUCAACCAGUACUGGACCACCGUGUCGUCCCUGCAUCAGGCUCGCAGCGGGCUGGGAGUGGCAGUCAUGGACGGCAUGAUCUAUGUGGUGGGAGGAGAGAAGGACUCCAUGAUUUUCGACUGCACAGAGAGAUACGACCCUGUCACAAAGCAGUGGGCUACAGUAGCAUCUCUAAACUCCCCUCGAUGUGGAGUCGGUGUCUGUCCCUGCCACGGCGCUCUAUAUGCACUCGGCGGUUGGGUUGGAUCUGAGAUCGGCAAAACCAUGGAGCGCUAUGACCCAGAGGACAAUAAGUGGGAGGUCAUCGGCAGCAUGGCAGUUCCACGCUAUUACUUUGGCUGCUGUGAGCUACAGGGAUUGAUUUAUGUGAUCGGUGGGAUCAGUGAUGAGGGAGGGGAGCUGCGCUCUGCGGAGGCUUAUGACCCCAUAUCCCGUCGUUGGAGCGCCCUGCCGGUGAUGAGCCAACGCCGGGCCUACGUAGGCGUUGCCUGCCUGAACAACUGUAUAUACGCUGUGGGAGGCUGGAACGAGGCACUGGGCGCUCUGGACACGGUGGAAAAAUACUGUCCUGAAGAGGAGAAGUGGGUGGAGGUCGCCUCGAUGUCAACGCCGCGCACAGGCGUGUCGGUGUCGGCGGUCAACGGGCUGCUGUACGCCGUGGGCGGACGCGCCGCCAGCAACGACUUCUCAGCACCAGUGACGAUGGAUUCCGUGGAGAUCUACGACCCUCACCUGGACACUUGGACUGAGGUCGGCAACAUGAUCACCAGCCGCUGCGACGGCGGGCUGGCUGUGCUCUGACAGCCCGGACUUUAAACUGUGAGCAUCGGAGCUAUCCAAACAACUGUGGUUAAAGCUGCACCUUUAAACGGAAAAAAGACUGCAGGGGUCUGAGGCAGACUGCCACCUUACAGCUAAUGUUAUUUAACAUGUCUCCAUUUUUACUGCACAGCUUGGUUCUGGAAAAAAGUGCCAAAAUUGCUUCUCUUUAUCUUCAGUGAUGUUAGAUCAUUGUUACUCAGGAUGGAGAGGAGAAUCUAACUUAUUCCACCAUCAGCCUGCUGAUCGGGAAACCUUUUCACCCUGAAAACAAAAGUUUUAUUGGUCUCUUUGAGUCAGACUUCAGGAAGUCUGGGUGUGUUUGGUUUGGAUGAAUGCAGUGCUUCUUGAGCCUGAUUGAUGGUGGAUCCAUCCGUCGGUUGUUCUUGGUGUCAGAUCCAUUUCUUACUGGAAACUUGAGCAAGUUGUUCUAUUUUCACUGGACUUUUAUUUGUACAUAUCCUGCUGUAAAUCCCGGUACCUCUUUAUCCUUAUUUAAGUUUACUUCAGUCUUCAGUGGGGUCAUUACUACGGAAGAGGAUUAGGGCCACUGG